This is a messenger RNA of Closterium sp. Yama58-4, 1341 nucleotides long. NCBI's taxonomy places the organism in Eukaryota, Viridiplantae, Streptophyta, Zygnematophyceae, Desmidiales, Closteriaceae. The record is from the annotation of a GenBank genome assembly.
AUGCAACCUACUCUUGGACCUUCAAGGGAUGAACCAAGAGUGUUCGGGCUUGACAAGUUUAAUGUCGACAACUUUGCUGAAUGGUCCUUCAGAAUGGAGAACGUGUUUGGCCUUUAUGACCUGUUGGAGGUGAUGGAAGGAACGGAUAAGCGUCCCGAGAACGACCCGGAGAAGAGCUCGUGGGUGUCUAAGAGCGCACAAGGCUAUCUACUACUUGGGCAAGCAUUGAGGAGCAGCCAAAUCCAUCACAUCAAGCCUUUCCAGCGUGAACCAGAGAAGGGACCUAAAGCAUGGGCUGCUCUCAAGGGUUUGGCGAAUGCGGAUGGCGCUAGGGCAGCAAGCAUCGGCCGUGGAUAUGGCCGAGGAAGAGGCAGAGGACGAGGGGGAGGAAGGUUUGGAGGCAGCAACUUCAGUGGAGGCCGCAAAAGUGGAGGUUACGGCAGCGACGUCAAGAGCUACAGUCGCGGAAGCGGACGAUUUGAUGGCGAAUGCCACAAUUGCCACAAGAGCAGACACAUGUGGCGCGAUUCCUACAAACUCCUAGAUGGUUGGAUCCCUGCUCAAGGCCAAGAGGGUAGAGGAGCAGGUGGAGGGAGAGGAAGAGGCCGUGGAGGCCGUGGCGGUCGCGGAGGUGGUGCUGCAAACAUGAAGAACGAAAAAAACUACAAGGACUCGAGGGACGAUCGGUACCCGGGUCAAUUCUACUUCGUGUCGACGCAAGUACCGGCUGGUCCAGAGAAGGAUGAAGGCUUUGAGGAGCCAGCUGCCGUGGGGAAGCGAGCAGAGGUGAAAGGCAUGGGCAAGGCCAUGUUUAAGGGUGCUGAAGGAAAGAUGGUUGGCCUCAAGAACGUGCUUUGGGUGCCCAGCCUUGCCGAGAACCUGAUUUCCGUGCGGCGAUUGGCAAAGGCUGGUAUGGACACGAACUCGAAGGGAGACAAGACCUACACCGCGAGGAUUGGCGACCGGAUUCUUUGGGACCUUCACGAGGACAAGGACUUCUACAACGAGAUGUGGCAGAUCCCUGUGGUCCCCAUGCCUAAGGAGAGGCAAGUGGCAGUAAGUGUCAACACCAAGGGUGAUGCGAUUGGUAGAGGUGAUGGCGCGAACGGUUGCGUCAAAGAGAACGAGUCCAAGAAGUGCAAUCUUGGAGGGACCAGCAAGCUCGGUGAACAUAAGGAGAGUGGUGCAGCAGCCAAGGAGCAGCACAAGGGUGAAGAGAACCCCGAGGCAGCAACGGAGGAGGACUACAGAGAGAGUAUGUGGGGCGCUAUUGCAAGCGCGGCAUUCUCCCAUCCUACUUCGGCUACAGGGGAGUGUGAUUACCUGUCUUGCAGCAGCUAG